Molecule: messenger RNA, 1384 nt
Organism: Zea mays
Lineage: Eukaryota; Viridiplantae; Streptophyta; Magnoliopsida; Poales; Poaceae
Product: peroxidase
Exons: 2
Coding region: 70-1077 (335 amino acids)
Biological process (GO): hydrogen peroxide catabolic process; response to oxidative stress
Molecular function (GO): heme binding; peroxidase activity
Source: RefSeq, marked validated
UCCCAUCACUUCCUAGUCCUUCUUACUCAACACAUUAUUCGAUCUUGAGUGGAAGCAAGCAGGCUAGACAUGGCGGCAGCUACUGCACCAAAGACGAUGCCGUCGUCCGUUUUCGCCGCCGCACUGCUGCUCCUAGCCGCGGCGGCGUGCCAGGCCAGCCCUUACUACCCUCUGGAGCUAGGGUACUACCGUUACACUUGUCCCCAGGCCGAGGCUAUCGUCAAGGCCAGCAUGGAGAAGGCCAUCGCCCAGAACCCUGGCAAUGGCGCCGCCGUCAUCCGCAUGCUCUUCCAUGACUGCUUCGUCGAGGGCUGCGACGCUUCCGUGCUUCUCGACCCGACCCCGUUCAGCCCGACGCCGGAGAAGCUGGCCGCGCCCAACAACCCGAGCCUGCGCGGGUUCGAGCUGAUCGACGCCAUCAAGGACGCCCUCGAGGCCGCGUGCCCAGGGGUCGUCUCCUGCGCCGACAUCAUCGCCUUCGCGGCGCGCGACGCGUCCUGCUUCCUGAGCCAGGGCAAGGUCUCCUUCGACAUGCCGUCGGGCCGCCUCGACGGCACCUUCUCCAACGCCUCCGAGUCGGUCAAGUUCCUCGUCCCGCCCACGUCCAACCUCAGCGACCUCGCCUCCAGCUUCGCCGUCAAGGGCAUGUCGCUGGAGGACCUGGUCGUCCUCUCCGGCGCGCACACCGUCGGCCGCUCCCACUGCUCCUCCUUCGUCUCCGACCGCCUCGACGUCCCCUCCGACAUCAACCCUGCGCUGGCCGCCUUCCUCAGGACCCGCUGCCCGGCCAACACGACGACCAGCGACGACCCCACCGUGAUGCAGGACGUGGUCACGCCCAACGCCAUGGACAACCAGUACUACAAGAACGUGCUCUCGCACACCGUGCUCUUCACCUCCGACGCCGCGCUCCUCACGUCGCCGGAGACGGCCAAGUUGGUGCUGGACAACGCCAAGAUCCCCGGGUGGUGGGAGGACAAGUUCGAGAAGGCCAUGGUCAAGAUGGCCAGCCUCGAAGUCAAGACUGGGCACCAAGGACAGGUCAGGAAGAACUGCAGGGCGAUCAAUCACUACUAGCAAACAGCUGGUUGUUGAUCAGCUUGCACCACUGCAAUGUGGAAGACCUUCAGAAAAAGAAAAACUGCACAGUACGGGUGAUGGAUGGUGAAGGAUCAAUCGGUUCAGUUGUGUUGGUGUUUAAUUUGUUCAUGACCUGCAAGCGUGUGGUUUGUUGUAUGAUAUGGCAACUGUUGUUAUUAUCUUUCCAUUUGCCUUUGAUUUGUUGAAAACCUGGAGAGGUUUGUAUCUGUUAUUAUUCUUUGGUUUGUGUUUCUAUAUUUGGAUUAUCAAAUAAAGUUGAAUAUAUAAGUUCAGUUCUUUUAUA